UACCGACGGCCAUUCUGGACGACAGUCACACUAUGACCAGUGAAACCAGCAGCCUGGUCCAGUCCCACUACAAGCAGAGGGAGUCGGAGCGCGAGGCGCUGCCCUAUCAGACGGGUCAGCUGCAUCCGGCCAUCCGAGUGGCCGACCUGCUGCAGCACAUCACCCAGAUGAAAUGCGCCGAAGGUUACGGCUUCAAGGAGGAGUACGAGAGUUUUUUCGAGGGACAGUCAGCUCCGUGGGAUUCGGCCAAAAAGGAUGAGAACCGCAUGAAGAAUCGCUACGGAAACAUCAUCGCCUACGACCACUCCCGUGUGCGUCUGCAGCCUCAGGACGGAGAGAGCGGCUCUGACUACAUCAACGCCAACUACGUGGACGGCUACCACAGACCCAAUCACUACAUUGCUACCCAAGGUAAGAACUCAAACACCCUCCACUGCAGACAGUACACCCUCCACUGCAGACAGUACACCCUCCACUGCAGACAGUACAACCUCCACUGCAGACAGUACAACCUCCACUGCAGAUAGUACAACCUCCACUGCAGACAGUACAACCUCCA
Micropterus dolomieu (smallmouth bass) is the source of this 559-nucleotide messenger RNA. RefSeq names its product receptor-type tyrosine-protein phosphatase mu-like. Gene Ontology annotation, biological process: protein dephosphorylation. Bases 33 to 527 code for a protein of 164 amino acids. The record is from RefSeq and is a predicted model, not a curated record. Lineage: Eukaryota; Metazoa; Chordata; Actinopteri; Centrarchiformes; Centrarchidae. The transcript has 5 exons. Gene Ontology annotation, molecular function: protein tyrosine phosphatase activity.